UUCCAGCGGGUCACACUCCAUGCCACGGGAACAACAGGCUAGGAAAGAUCUUGUCCAAUCGUUCCACAUGCCAGAUGACUACACAACCACCACUUCGUUUGUCACCACGGACCGUGUGAGACGCUCCCCAUCUCCUCCGUCUUUCUCCAAGAGCCCACAACCAGCUUCCAACUACAAGGUGCACGUGACAACACCGUCUUAUGAUGAUGACAUCGCCAGGGAUCAUGUGAUCACCUCUUUAUAG
This is a messenger RNA of Geodia barretti, 244 nucleotides long. Lineage: Eukaryota; Metazoa; Porifera; Demospongiae; Tetractinellida; Geodiidae. The record is from the annotation of a GenBank genome assembly.